AUGGAUGAUAAAUAAAAGUUAACUGCUACAGUGUUUAUAAAUUGGGCAAAUUCCAUUUUCAAAUUAGAAAAGGAUAAAUGUUUUUAAUUAUAUCCAAAUAAUGAUUAAUCAUUAACAAGCACAUUAUAAAAUGAUACUAGUUAAUAAUCAAGUAGCUAGAUUAAUCGAUUCACCUACAGGACUAGGCUAUAUGUUGGUAGUUGA
Messenger RNA from Paramecium pentaurelia, 204 nucleotides. The record is from the annotation of a GenBank genome assembly. NCBI's taxonomy places the organism in Eukaryota, Ciliophora, Oligohymenophorea, Peniculida, Parameciidae.